Mercenaria mercenaria is the source of this 1824-nucleotide messenger RNA. RefSeq lists its product as uncharacterized. The transcript is spliced from 2 exons. The coding region runs from base 849 to 1487 and encodes 212 amino acids. The record is from RefSeq and is a predicted model, not a curated record. NCBI's taxonomy places the organism in Eukaryota, Metazoa, Mollusca, Bivalvia, Venerida, Veneridae.
AUAAUCAUGGAAAUAUACAUGACAAACUAGAAAAUAAUUCAAACAUGAAAUAGUAGAAAGUCGUAGAAAUUACAUAAAAUACUGGAAUAACUAAAAAUGAAGCCAACGGACUUGGAAAAUGGAAAACUAUAUUUGUCCCGAAUAACUUUAUUUAAAGAAAAAAUCGAAAACAAUGAUAUGCCAAAAACCAACAAAAUGACAAAGUCUGAUAAACAGCCACAAAAGAAAAGGAGAAAUUUUACACUUGAUUUUAAAAUAAAAUGGACGUGUGACUAUAAUAAAAUAACUUUGAUAAAUGUAUUUGAAAAUUUAGAACAAAGUAAUGAUACAGCCGCAUCGCAUGUGACAUAAUUGAAAAGUUGGGCUAUGCAUGAUAUGUGACUGGAUUUAUAAUAAUAAUUUUUUGUUGUUGUUUUAUUCAAACGGAGUGUUUGACGUGAAUGCAUGUUGUGUUUGAAAGGCCUCCGAAGCCAGCGACACCACCAAAGAUUGUGGUAGUUACGAGGAAGUUCAACCCAAGCGUAUGUACUUGCGGCGAACACGAUUAUGUUCCACAUUACAGAAUGGAAACGGAAGUUGUUUGGUCAAGUAAAGAAGUCAAAAAGGAAGAACACAGAGAGUUUAACCGAAAGAUUCAAGACGAAAAAGUCAAAACAAGAAAACAGCAAUAGCAGUGAGGACGAUGGAGACAGCGAUGAUGAUGGUGGAGCUGGUGGAGAUGGUGGUGAUGACAGAGAUGAGGAAUUGAAGAAGGACGCAUCCUCUGAAAAGAAGGUAGAUGAUAAUAAAUGUAUGGUCAAUGGAUGAAUGAUAUCAAAGUUUGACGGCUGACCAGUGGUAUCUUCCCGAUGACUGGAGAUCAAAGAGCAUAUGAAUAUGAAGCAUAUAUUGAAACACGAAGAGAUCAUUUGAACCCAAAAAGUGACAGUGGUAUACAAGAAGUGUCAGAAGCGGGCCAAGUGAGAAAUGAUCAGAUGUCUAAAAUGGCAAAGGUUGGACAAGAAUGGAAUCAAAUUGACACUGAUAAUAUCCAAGAGUUGGAGAAAUCCCGAGAUCUUACGAAUGAAGAAGGGAUGGAGAUGCAGCAUGAAUCAGAGAACGACGAAGAUAUGAAACGGGAUCGAAUAAAGAUUUGUGACACGGUACGAAGUGAAUUUAACGACAUAUCGUCAAAGACAUGCAAUGUGGGUGGUACAUUAAAUGGAGAAGAUAUGGUCCAGAAGACUGAAGACACUACACAGUUGGGACAGAACAGCAAUGAUGUUGGUACUGGAGGAAACGGUCUUGUUAGUUUACCAAGAUUCAGCAACCUUGCAAAGUCAGACACAUCUGAAACUCAUGUGUCAGAAGUAAAAGAACCUUUCAUUAGACUGACUGUAGACGACGAAGAAUUUGGUUCAGCUUUUGGUAUCAUGAGUGUGUAUUGUGACAGUGAACUACAUACUGCAUGGUACGUUAGUAAAAUUACAUUUUAUGGUGUGGGGUGAAAAACAUUAUUUUUACAUCUAAAACUUAUUUACAUUUGUUACAUUUAGUUUAGGAAAUUAAGUAUGCAUUGUAUUUUAUGAAUAAAGAUGCAAAUACUGGCAUUACCUACCUACGAGAUUACAGUCGAAACUUUUAAAUUCGCCCAAUUAAUGCAAAAUGAAUAGAAAAAAAAGAAACAUUUAUCUGUCGCUUUGUCUAUUUACUGUAAUAAUGACAGCAAUGAUUACUGUUGAUUUCCUUUUACUUUUUUUCAGGAAAGGAGAGCGCGAAUUCCAGGAUCGCUGAGAAAAAAACGUGAAUUUUUGAACGGUACAUUAAAGAUAAUUGUUUUAACCA